AUGGAGCUACUACUACUCUCUGACGAAGUUUUGGCCGUCGUGGUGCCCAUCGUGGUAUAUUGGGCGUAUUGUGGCCUGCAUGCAAUGCUUGGGCAGUCUAGGUAUCUGACCAAAUACAGGCUGCAUCCAAGCAGCCAUGAAGACAGCAAGAACCAUGUGUCGAAGCGACAAGUCAUCAGCAACGUCCUCACUCUGCAGAUCGUGCAGGUUGCCACGGUGACCAUGGUGAUGACGAUGUUCAAGGGCGCCAGUAGUAGUGCAAAAACAACCUCGUAUCUGAAGUUUGCCAGCCAAAUCUUAGUGGGCAUGGUCUGGUUCGACUUGUGGCAGUUCGGGACGCAUCGAAUCCUGCACGCCAACAGGUUCCUCUACCGGAACCUCCACUCAUGGCACCACCGUCUCGUGGUUACCUACUCCUUCGGAGCUCUAUACGGACAUCCCCUCGAGAGCUUCGUCACUGACACCGUUGGUGGCACGACUGCCUUCCUGGUGUCCGGCAUGUCGCCGAGGGCUUCCAUCUUCUUCUUCUCGCUCUGCACCGUCAAGGUCAUCGACAACCACUGCGGCAUGUCGUUGUUGCCCAGCUGGGAUCGCAUCAGCAUCUUUAACAACGCGGCGUACCACGACGUGCACCACCAGCUACGUGGUGGCAACUGCAACUACUCUCAACUCUUCUUCGUGGUGUGGGAUAGGAUUUUUGGUACCUACAUGCCCUUCCUCAUCGAGGAGGACAAACAAGGAAUGCUCCAUGUCCGGGCACCUGGUCUUGACUACAGGAGACCGAGCAACAAGCUGCAGUAAGCAGCUAUCUAUUCUCUCAUACAUGUAUUUGUAGUAUCUCAAGAUCAAGUGUAUACGACCG
Molecule: messenger RNA, 862 nt
Organism: Sorghum bicolor (sorghum)
Lineage: Eukaryota; Viridiplantae; Streptophyta; Magnoliopsida; Poales; Poaceae
Product: sphinganine C4-monooxygenase 2
Exons: 2
Coding region: 1-801 (266 amino acids)
Biological process (GO): lipid biosynthetic process
Molecular function (GO): iron ion binding; oxidoreductase activity
Source: RefSeq, a predicted model, not a curated record